This is a messenger RNA of Macrosteles quadrilineatus (aster leafhopper), 4705 nucleotides long. Its product is annotated as ATP-binding cassette subfamily G member 4-like. Gene Ontology annotation, molecular function: ABC-type transporter activity; ATP binding; ATP hydrolysis activity. NCBI's taxonomy places the organism in Eukaryota, Metazoa, Arthropoda, Insecta, Hemiptera, Cicadellidae. Gene Ontology annotation, cellular component: plasma membrane. The record is from RefSeq and is a predicted model, not a curated record. The transcript is spliced from 12 exons. The coding region runs from base 97 to 1965 and encodes 622 amino acids.
CAUCUCAGUCAGCUGUGUCCAGCUGAACUGAUUCAUGUAGUGUGUGUUUACAGUUUUGUGUAGACAAAGUUAUUGUUUACGUGAACAAUUGUGCGAAUGACUAUGGCGAGUGAUCGGACAAAAGGGCUUGCUGUUGAAUUCACUGAUCUUGUAUACAAAGUUGACAAGAAGACUAUCCUAGAUGGUGUCUGUGGAAGGUUCCGUCCUGGCCACCUCAGUGCAAUCAUGGGUCCGUCAGGCGCAGGGAAGACAUCCCUCCUUGAUAUUCUCUCUGGCUUCUUAUCCCCUCAAAAUCUGUCAGGAACUAUCAUGGUUGGAGAUGAGCCCAGGAGCACUAGCAAACUGAAGAAGCAGUCUUGCUACAUAACGCAAGAGUUCAGCAUGCUAGACUACCUUACUGUCAGAGAAACUCUACUCAUCGCUGCCAGUCUGAAACUACCCCUUAGAGUGUCCAAGAAGAAGAAACACAUGGUGGUAGAAGAAGUGGCCAAAACCUUAGGAUUGACGGGAGUGCUGGAGUCCAAAGUCCACUCUUUGUCUGGGGGUGAGAAGAAGCGGGUGUCAAUCGGAAUGGAACUGGUGACCAACCCUCCGAUCAUGUUCUUUGACGAACCAACAAGUGGUUUGGACAGUUUUUCCUCUCUCCAAGUGAUGACACAUCUCCAGAGCCUGGCCCAUGCAGGCAGAACCGUCAUCGUAGUCAUACACUCUCCCAGCUCUCGGCUGCUGGAGCUGCUUGACGACCUGCUGCUGCUCUCUGGGGGAAGGUGUUUCUACAACGGCACCCUCGAAGAUCUGCUCCCUACCCUUAGUGCCAUCGGACUGCAGUGUCCUCAGUAUUAUAACCGUGCUGAUUUCGCUUUGGAAGUGGCUUGCAAGGAGAGAGGGGACCACAUUGAUGAGCUGGUAACCAUGGCAGUUCAAAAACACCAUAAACGAAGUGGCAGCUUUUACAAAGAUGAACACAUUACCUUGUCAUCCUGCAACGAUAAGUCAGUUGCCAAUGAGAACAGUUGUAUGUUGACCAAUAACAAGGAUGGCUUAGUGACAAUCAAUUUAAUGGGAAAUGGAGAAUCAAUCAAAACAGAAUUGCGCAAUAUGAAAGAAGAAGGCACUUAUGCUGUACCAAGGUUCACACAGCUUCAAAUAUUGUUGAAACGUUCAGUUAUAUGCAAUCUUAGAGACUUGAGACUGGCCUUCCUAAGGGUUACAGCCCAUAUUUUAGUGGCCUUGCUAUUAGGAGUUGUUUAUUACGAUUUUGGAAACGACGGAUCCAAGGUUUCCAGUAACUACUCGUGUAUAUUCUUCAUCGUAAUUUUUCAUUUCUAUGGAACAGCAAUGCACACCACUUUAACGUUUCCCAUGGAAGCCAGUGUGAUAGUAAGAGAACAUUUCAACAAUUGGUACUCGUUGAGUAUGUAUUACUUGGCUAAAGUACUAGCAGAUCUUCCACUCAUGGUAUUAUGUCCUACACUGUUCUUGUCCAUCACAUACUAUCUGACAGGUCAGCUGUUAGUGUGGGACAGAUACCUCAUGUUUCUGUUGAUUAGUGUCACUCUCACUAUUCUGGCUCAGACUAUCGGCUGCGCCUUUGGAGUUGUCUUCCAUCCUCAGUUGGCCAUAUUUCUGGUGGCGUCUUGUACAAUGCCCAUGUUCCUCAUCUCUGGUUUCUUCAUCCAUCUCAAUGACCUCUCUCCAUACAUGAGGUGGCUGUCGUACUUCAGCAUCUUCCGCUACAGUCUGGAAGCAGCAGCUCUGACAGUGUUUGGGUUUGACCGCGGCCUGUUAGACUGCCAGGAAGACUACUGUCACUUUCGUAGACCAAAGAAGUUUCUAGAAGAAAUGGGACUUGAACAGGGAAGCUACUGGGAUAACGUCUGCGUCCUCAUCUUUGGAGUUAUCUUAAGUCAAAUGGCUCUCUAUUUCACUCUUAGAUAUAAAAUUACUAGAGCAAAGAAGAGGUAAAUGUUAUACUUGUUAACUGUAAAUAGUAUUAGAAUCGUACUUUAAAAGUACAUUGUUUCAAAGACAAGAUAAAUUUUACCUGUGCACAGGUAUGUAUUGAAAAAUAAUCAAGGGCUACAAAGUAGCCCCUGUAUAGUAAUUUACUCUACGUGAUUAAUUUGUUUCAAGUAAAUUUACAAAGAUGUUAAAAUCUGAAAAAAGUAUUGAAUAUAGUGGUGAGAUUUCACCUCAUAGAAUACAUUGUCAGGCAAAUAAUUGUAUAUUUGCUUGGUUAUACAUUGGCUGCUUACAACUCUAAAUAAUAGUAAAAUUUUACUUGAAACAAGUUAAUUGGCAAGAUGGGAAGAGAAACUGGAACUAAAUCAAAACACUUAGAAAACACAUUCCUCCUCAAGCUCAGCUUGCAUAGCAAGUCUUCCUUUCUUGCUUCCAAAAAUCAAACUGAUUGUAGCUUAAAAGCUUUUAAAGCCUCACCAUGUGAUAUUUUAUACGUUUAGCUGUUACGAUACAUAUUUUAGACUAUAAGACAAACUUAAUUUUCAAGCGUUUUAAGUUUAUGUAUUUUUAAAUGAAUACAUCUCGGGGCGACACCUUUGUCUGAACUAAAAUAAGUUUGAAUGAUCAAUACAAUAUUUUUGGAUUUGUUUCAAAACUACACAAUAUGUAUACAAUAUUACCAAUUAAAUAGCUCUGCCAAACAACGUUGCAUUUGAUAAGAGUUAAUAUCUUCAAAACACCCAAAAAUGUUCUGGCUGUGCCAGUGCCAACACGACCAUUUUCCCACAGAUUCAAUCGCUAAGUGCUGCCAACCUAUGUAUUUUUAAACACGAAAUAUCCCAGGCAGUAGAGAAUGUCAUUCGCAUUGUUUUUUUUAUAUCAAUUUUAUUUAACAAAAUAUGUUGUCUGCAUGUUUUUUAGCAGAUAUAUUGUAUUAAUUCAGCUGUACUUAUCAAACAGUGAUUGUCUCUUAACAUGACCGUGGAUAAAGCGCUGUGUGCAUUAGUCGUAAGCAUUUAUUCGUCCAAUCCAAAUGAGAGAGUCAACUGAAAACUGAACCACAAACUGAACGCGUCCAUUUUUUUUUUUAUUUUUUUUAUUUAAGAGGUUGGCAGCCUCUUUUAACCUUGCAUUUGCCCGUCCACAUAGACUAAGCGCCCGUGCGUGGAUCGUUUACAGCAAAGCAAGGAGUGAGCCGGUACAGUACAAAGGUGAACUGUACUGAUAAAAUGUUAUCGGCAGUGACCAGGAUCCGAACCCACGACACUACUGCCUUGAGCCCGAAGUCCGCGACGCUACCGACUGAGCCACCGACUCACUAACAUCUGGUCUCAUUGUCAUCUGGUUAACAAAUAUCUAAGAUAAAACUUGCUUAUUUAAAUACCUCAUGUUCACUAGCCUGGGUGAGAAAGUAUAAAAUUGAGAAAUUGACAAAUCAAACUUCUCUUUACAAAGCUAGAAAAUCCUACCCAAUUACUGAUUCAUUCUGUUUUCCUUCCAUUGCCAUUGUGCUUCCAUAGAUCAUGUUUUUGGUUACUAUUUGGUCUUAAGUACCCUAACCAUAUUGCAAUUUUACUAAAACAGAUCAAGUCAAAAUUUCUGCUACGGCCAAUUUACAUGAUGGAAAUGCUAUCGAUGAAUCACUUAUGCUAUACAAUUGUUAAAAUCACAAUUAAUGUCGCCAUUUCAAUUUAAAAUACCUAUAUUAAGUAUUAGUAUAGUGCAUCGUUUCUUAUGUGCUUAGGACAACUAAUAGUUUUUGUGCCUUGUUCAUCAAUAAUUGUUCACAUAUCUUCCGCAUACUCUUGUUAUAGGAUUUGAAAGUGUAAUAUUCUGCCAUAUCUUUGUUUUUAUGCUGUAUCUGAAAAUUGUCUGAGAAAACCUUGGUACGUAAUGUUCGUGAUAGACCAUUAAAAUAAAAAUUUGAUAUAGUUAUGAGUUUUGACAAGUAUUAUUUUUAAUUUUUAAUAGCAUUUCUGUUUUUAAUGAAAUAUUUUGUAUUAAUCACUUUUAUUAACGCAAACUUGUUUUUAUGUUUACUUGAUCUGCGGCAAUGUUGUUUUUCAUUAAAGUCCUGUAAAGUGUGUAUGUCGUAUGAGUAUUAAAAAUGAAUACAACUUAAUUCUACAGCAGUGCCUUAAAUUACAUGACGUUAUGUUUAUCUUAGUAUUAGAAGUUUAAAAAAAGACAAUGCCUCAAUUCAGAUUAUUAUUUGGAUUCAAUUUUGUACAAAUGUGAUUUGUUGGAAGAUGGCUGUUCAGAAUCAGACAUCCCCGAAUUCAAAUGUAAAAAGUAGGUUAACUUGUUCUUAGAGAAUAAAAUCUCUCGCCUUUAGUCAUUGAGAUAUUUAACAAUUGCAAUAAGUAUAUAUUUUUUCCUCCUUUGAUUUGAAAUAUCACUCUUACUAGCAUUCAUGAUAUACACAAUAUUAAAUGUAUAUUAAAUACUGCUACAGCAGGUUUCUUCUUCAUAGAUUUCACAAAGCACACAAAAUAGUAUUCCCUCAUCAUUGCCUGUAGCAUAUUUAAACAUUCAAAAAAGGUUAAAACUCUGGUACUACAGGCUAUGAACUAGUAAAAUGGCUGUUAAUUUUUUUACAAACCCAAAUAUGCAAAAUCAAAAUACAGUACAUAUUUCUUUAUGAUAAAUAAUGUUCAUGUGUUGAAUUGUGCAGUAUAUUAUUUUUAUAGUUCCUGUAAGAUAUUUGUUUAGUAUUCAUUUAAUAAAUUAUUUAAGUAAGAUG